AUGCCAGGACAAGUACGGCAUCCUUCUUGGCUUUAACCGACGACCACAACAAGAAAGCCGAGGGUGAAACAAGAACUCUUCCUGCUGCCCCCUUUCCCCCCGGCUCACACACACACACACAAACCUAGGCCCGGGAAAAGCGACACAGUGUUUUUGUGGGCUCCGAAACCGGCCUUCGAAAGGCUUCGUCCUCUUAAAAGAUUCUUCACUCGGCCACUACUACCAUUCCUCAACCCGCUGUAAUUCCGGUUUCCCAUUGGCGAGCGAAGAAGAAAAGGUGCGUCCACAACGUUUUUUUACCGCUUUUCUUCGGAUUUUAGGGGAUUGAAAGAGCAGAAAGUUUGGCUAGAAACUUUGGAGUUCCCUCUGAAAAAUUAUGAGCCAUUUUUUUCUUUGGCAGUUUUUUUUUUAUUUUUCUUUUAGCAAGUAAAAUCAAAAAGAUUUUGACCAAAAAUCAUGGCAGUUUUCGAAAACCGGGGGUCAAAAUUCUCGGAUGGAUGAUAAAAAAUCUUAAUUUUAAUUUUUCUCGCAUUCCAUAAAAAUCUCAGCAUUACCUUUUGAUUUUUUAGUCAUCAUUUUUCAAUUUUCUCCUUCGUACUUCAUUAUUUUUGCAUUCAAAAAAGUCGGCCAAGACGUAAGCCAAGCCAUUUUCUGCUCCUUUAAAAUCUUUCUAAACCGCUUAUUCAAACACCAAUUCAAUUAAUUUAUCAACCAAAUAUAGCAAAAGUCUCCAUAGCAACCCGAUGUUUAAAUCUUCACUUGCUUCCCCCCGAAUUUAUUUUUUCGAACGCCAACAGAAAACAAUCUCAAUAACAAGCCGUUUAGACUAUAAAACCAAAAGCGCAUGAGACCAUUGACUCCUACAGGAACUUGGGCGUCCUUUUCGGCCCUUGUUAUCGACCCUCUCCGCUUCUCUCAACACUGUUCUGGCGGAAAAUUCUAGGUGUUCGGAGAGAUUUAUUAUAAAAGAUUCAAUCGUUGAGUAAGAAAAUGCUCAAGUUAAAAGCUUGGAUUUGAUUAUUUUUGAUGAAAUCUGGGGGGAAUUUAGGUUAGGACUCUCAAAGACAUGUCCGAGGUUUUAACAUGAGAUUUGCAAAAAUUGCUGCAAUUCAUUGUUCGAAUGGUGACGAGAAUUCAAGUUUUUCUUGUUUUUUGAAACAAGAAGUAUUUAUUCUACGGAGCGUUGUGUUAAAUGUUGGCUAUAAAAUCUCCUAUAAAAAUAGGUUUCUCUGAAAAGAUUGUUCAAUAUCUUUGCUGGAUUUGCCAUGCAGCUGCUCAAAUUUUCAGCCAUUGAUCAGGAGUGUAUGCUGAUUCUUUGCUAGAGUUUUGGUAAAAAUCGACUAGUCGAACAAAAAGAACUGAGAGGGAUUUUCGAGGGCCUUUGAGGUUUGAAUUAAUCAAUGGAUUUUCUAGAUCAAUGCUUAAUAUUAGGCUAGUUUGAUUUCUAACUCUUGCUGAUUUUUUGACUAAAAUUUUGAAAAAAAUCGAUGUCCCCCCUCUAAGAUCCUGCACCUGAAAAAACAUGUUUUUACAGGGGAUUUCUUCAAUUUUUUAUGUAGGAAAUAAAACAACGUCAUCCAUUCGUUCACUCCGAACACUGUGAAAAACACGGAACGGGGUCUUCUGAACGUCCUGGACCUUCUGUCUCGGCUAUUCAAUUUCUCUGGCCCAGGCCACAAUCCUUUUUCUCCGCAUCCUUUCACCCGUUGUUUUCUUUUCCCCUCAAUCGAGAAUGAUUUUCGCCCCGAAAAAAGUGGAAAAAUAAAAACUUGGGGGAAAGAGAAGGGGGAAAGAAGAAGAAAAAAGAGGAUGGAAGGUGUGCAGGACAAAGUGCUGCUGACCAAGAGCGGAAUCGGGGUGAAACGUAGCUUUUCGAAGCCCUUUCGUUUCUUUAACUUACAAUAUUUUCGGGGCGAGUUUUUCCAGCUUCAUGAGACGGCUGCUUCAAUUUUCGAAGUCGAUUUUCGCGUCCUCUUACUAUGAAUGUUUUCAGGGUUUUGGGGAGAUUUUACUUUAGUUUUAUUUUUUAAUGAGACUUGGAAGGUGUUAGUUUGUUUAGUUGGAAUUAGGUUGUUUAUACAGCCGUUUGUUUCGCGUUUUAUAUUGAUUUUUUGGCUUCGUUGGACGCGAAAUUAAGCUAAACAUUUGUUUCGACAUGUUGUGAUGAAACUUGGCAAAAAGUGGAUUAAUAUUUUUGAAGACAUAAAAGACCAUUUCUCAUCAUUUUUUUGGGUUUAUCCUCUGCAAGGAUUGUUGAAUAUCUCGGUGCUACUUGCAUAGCAUUUGCUAAAAUUUUCAGGACUUCAUAAAAUAAGUGCAUACAGUAUUUGGGCAAAAUAUGAAAAAAUUCGGUUGUUUUAUUUUUGAGAAUUAAAUUUUCAAUUUUUCACAAUUUUUUCCAAUUUUCACCCAUUUUAUUUUUUCCAAAAAUAAUUUCCAAAUCCGCUGUCAUCGAAAAAUUUAGCCACUAAAAGGGCCCUCGGACAUAUUGGGCUUGCAUGACACGUGAUGAGACAAACAAACUCUCCACUGUUAGAUUGUUUUUCCACCCUUUUCCUUCUCUCGCCGCGAACAAAAAACUUUUUUUCGAAUUUUUCUUUUGGAAAAGACACUUGAAUCGGAUCACCCCCAAAUUCCAGCAGCCCACUACUCUUCCAUUUUCUUUGGUUUUUAUAAGACUUGCGAAUUCUGUUUUUUACACCGUUUUUCGAAUAUUUUUUUUUAUAUUCAAAUUUCUCGAGGGCGGAAAAUUCGAUUUUUUCCAAAUUUGGCAGUGUCUUUCUGUGUGGGUGAAAGGUCAAUUCCUGAAAAUUUUAGUUCGUGGUUUGUAAUUUCAACCGAGAUAUUCGAUGUUUUUUAUAAUAGACUAGAGGCGAUUUUUUUAAUUCUUUGGGAUUUUUUCGAUUUAAAAAUCUCGAUAACCGCUGGAUCGCGCGAGCUGAAAAUCUAGCCUGCGCUGUAGCAAAUUCUAGUCUUAAUUUAUGCCAAGUUUCAUCCAAAUUAAUGUAUUUUUAAUUUUCCAAAAAAAAUAUUUUUGAUUUUCCAACUUUUCACAAAAUUUCCGGCCACUUUUCAACCUUACAUUCGCCCAUUUUCAGUCACUCCGCAUUGUUGUUGAACGCGGUGCCGCAGCAACACGACCAGCAGCAGAGCGUGGCCCGGAUGGCCACCACCGAAUCGGGUGAGCAGAUCGUGGCGGGCGCCGGCUCCAGCGCCUUCAAGUGCGACGAGCCCUCGUUGCCCGCGUCGCUGGACACACUGGCCUACUCGUCGGCGCCCCUCCUCCAAACCCCGCCGCAUUGUGUGUUCCGCACGGCGGUCGCGCAGCCGCACUUACAGGUGGGUCUCAGUUUUUGGGUUGUGUUUUUCAAAUUUAGUGAGGAGCAGCGAGAUUAGCCCGCGAAAAAGGAUUGGCGUUUUCUGGAAACUGCUGGCUUUUUCUCGGCAUUUCUGGGAUCUGUGGCAAUUUUUAUGGAGGUCUUAGACGACGUAGUCUUUUCUGAGGUCGAUUGCUCCUAAAAGUAAAAUUUUUGGGGCGAUAAUUGCUUAUAUUUUGAAACUUCGUGCUAGUUUUUUUAUAAGGCCACAAAAAAGAUAAAAUUUUGAUGACAUUUGGCUCAAAUUGAGGCUACAGUUGUCUAACAGCUACCGAGAUUUUUAUGCUUUUUCCCAAAGCUUGAUUUUUUUCGAUUUUUAAAAUCUGGCCAAUUCUCACCAGUUUUUGGUGUCCGUCUGAAAAGACCGUUCGAUAUCUCGGUAGGCUUUGCAAAACAAAGGCCAGAGUUCUAAAGGAUGGGUGAGUAAAAAAAGCGCGCCAAAUUUGAAAAAAAAAUCUGCGCGCCGCAAUUCGAACUAUUUCCCGAACAAGAAAUUUUUUCGUUUUUCGAUUUUUAGGCCAUUUUGCCGGCCUUUCGUAAUCAUUUUCUGCCUCCCUCUUGAAUUCCCAAUUCCCUGUGAAUUAGAGCGCCGAAAAAUAACAGCCAUAAUUGGCCAUACGGUAGGAAUAACUUACAAUUUUCGAAAAAACAAAGCCUAAUCCCUCCCAAAAUACAAAUAUCAUCUAUUUUCUUUAAUUUCCCACAAUUUCAAGGCCAUCCUUUUUUGUUGGGACAUUGAUCUUUGCUCGAUCACGUCAUAGGGGGGACCAACAGAAUGUCUGCUGAUCAAAAAGGGCUCGGAAAAUCACAUAAAUUGAGGUGAUAUUAUACUUGGCGUUGAAGGUGAUGAGCGUUUCGUAGAUAAUGUUUUGACCUUUUUGUUGACUUCUUUUUCACCAUUUCGACAUUAAGAUGGCUUGCUAGACGUGUUUCUGAUAUUUUUGGGAACUUUUGAAAGGAAAAUUUAAGAUUUUUGAUAUUAAUCUUCACACAUGGUGUCUAGAGGGUAAGAUAAGGUCAAAAUUGUCCGAAUUUGGUCAAGAAUGGUUGGCCAAGACAUAGAUUUUGAUCUGAUUACUCAUUAGAAAUAAUUUAAAGUCCAUCUCUACCACUCUACGUUUAGCCACCCUCUAACACUGUUUGUUUACAAUGAUAGUCAUCAAUUUCUUGUUCCGAGAAGAGAAAAUUUAUUUUUCCCCCCAUUUUUUUGGUGAGUAUAAAUUUCCUUCAAGUACCAUAGUCAACAACUCUUUGUCUUCUUAUUCCCGACGCCGACCGUUUUAUAUCACAUGUUUUUCCGAACCCUUUUCUGACCGCACUUUUUCCUAUAAUUUUGGGGGUUUAGCCGAAAUUCGUGACCUUUUUUCUAUUCGAUUUUCGUUCUUUGAUGGCGAGUGUUAGGCAGUAUGGUUGAGAUUUGGCAAUUUGGUGGUUGCAUUCCUGACGAGGCAGGUCGAUGAGAAAUUUUGAGGGGAUUGAGACGCAUUUCCGGGCAUAGGUUUAUAUGAUAGUGGGACUUUGCCUUGUUUUUGAUUUUUAUGUCUGAUUUAAUAUAAACUGAUCAUGUGAUUUGAGCUUUUCUAGACACUUUAGAGUCUUUGGAUUCAACAGUCUCACAAGUUUAAGUUUAAACAUUGAUUUGUGUCGGAAAUUCAUCUGACUUCCGGGUUUAGUCAUCAAGUAUAAUAUCGAUUUCUGUUUAUUGCGCAAUCCCUUUUCCGACCCACUUUUCCCCGUCCAAAUAUCCUUACUAAUCCAUCUCCGUUUCAGUACUCCAACGGAAAUCAUCAAACCCCAGUGAAGCCGGCAACGGAACAACUUGUCCCCAUGCUAGCCAUCCCGUCCACCUCCAACGAGAAUCUGAACAUUUACGGUGUCGGGCCGCCCGACUACCGUCCCAAUCGCACUCCACCCACACCCACCCAUCCUCAGCUUGUCCCACAAAACAUUCCCCAGCCCAGUCUCAACGCUCCAACGGGUAGCAACGAGUCGUUGUCCAACAACUCCGUCUCCACGAGCGGGUCGGCCCACGAGAACGCGGAGAACACCCCGAAACGGCCGACCGAACUCCAGCCGAACGGAAAUUCAACGGGUAACGCGACCGGAGCCUCGACUCCGGUCAGUGUGAAGCCACCACGCAAACGGAAAGCCGCAUCCGGCGAAACGAAAGCAAAAACGCCCAGAAGUGAGAAGAAGGAACGGGGAGAUCGGGUGAGUUCUUGAUUAUUUGCUUUGAAUUUUAGUUUUGUCGGGAGAAACUGGCCGUAGAACACUCUUAUCUAACCAUUCGGGUCAAAGAACUUGUUUCUGUUCUUUGACGUUCCGAAAUUUCGCGGGAAAUUGAAAAAUUCAAAUUUUCGGGGUACAAUUUUUUUUUGGUUUUUUUGGGGUUUUGGAUUUUUGAUGGGUAAGGUUUAAUAUCGUCCAUACUGUGGUGGCAGGCCUAGCAGACUGGUGGUUCUAGGUCCUACUUCUCUUUCUCGCAUCCAGACCCAUCAAAUUUUACAAAAAAACUGAUACCUUCAUCAUGCUCCAGGUGUUGGUGGGUAAAUUAUUUUUUACUUCUUGGAAGAUAAAGAAAACCAGCCGGUUUUGGUAUUUUUAGUAAGCCUACAGACUUUUUAGCUAAUAGAAAUCAAUUUUAGAAUUUAGUUUUACUAAAAAAUAUUAUUCCGGAUCAAUUUAUUUUGCUGCUACCUAAAAUAUUAUUUUUCUUCAAUUCUUUGAUUUCAGACUCCAAAGCACGUCAAGGAGCACAACGGCAGUUUGCCAUCGGAUCCUCAAACUCCCACCUCGGUGAAUGGUCGAGUUCCUUUCCGAAAACGGUCGCUUUCCCAGGAUUCCAAGGAUCACAACUCCUUGUUGGAAACGAACGACUGUAAAGAUUGUAAAGCCGAUGGAAACGACAAUUCCAUCCUUCCCACCUGCUCUUCCUCCUCCUCCACCUCCACAGCUUAUCAGAACGAGCGGCAGGUCAAGCAUCUUGGCGAGGAAAUCCAUCGAUUGACCAGCGAACUUCAAACUGAGAAACGAAGAACAACCCAAUACAAGGAAGUUAUUCGAUUAUUGCUCGUGGAGAAGUCCAAGGCAGCUCGAAAAGAUGCCAGAGAGAAGAAUCUGGAGGAUCAGCUGCGGAUUGGGCAAUUCCGGCCAACUAGGAUAGGAGAGCAUUUCAAGGACCAAUGGACAGACGGGUAUGCCAUGGAGGAGAUAAACAUGAAGUUGGAGAAGCUGAACAAGGAGAAAAAUGAAAUCCAGAACAUGUCUGGUAACCUGCGGAAGCGAAAAGGAGCAAAGGAAUCAAAAAGGUGAGUGUUCUACGUGAUUUUUUCGAAGUUUAGGUUGACCUUGACCAUGGUUAAUGUAGUGCUGAAUAAUGCAUAAGAGGAAAUCGAGAGGUUUCUGUUUUCUAAAUAAGAAUUGACCUUGGUAAAGCCUUUUGGAACAAUUUAAGCAUGGAGUCCUCUCGAAAAUGCACAAAAUUAUGUUAUCCAUGAGAUCAAAUGUGAAAAAAUUUAAGCUCGUCAUAUUUCAGAGCAAUCACGGAGCCAGCAAGUCCCUCGGUGUCUGUAGCAGCUCCCAGUGAAGUUCCACGUGGUACAUUCGAUGAUGGGACCUUCCUUCGACCAGAAACACCAAAAGAAAUGACAACGCAGGAGAUCUAUGAACAGGAGGAAAUUCUGAAGCUUAGACGUGAGCACCUGAAGCGAGAUGAAGCCGACAUACUCAUGGAGAAGGAUCGGCUGGAAAGAGAGAGGAAUCUGCACAUCAGAGAGAUGAAAAGGAUUCAAUGUGAAGAGCAGUCGAGGUUCAAGAAUCAUAUUGUGCUGAAUGAACGAUAUUUGUUGAUGUCAUUGCUGGGCAAAGGAGGCUUUAGGUAUGUGUUUUCAAUAUUUUUUUGUUGGAUUUUAGGGAAGGAGGCGUUGACUUAAAAAAUUUGGACAUUUUUUGGCAAAUUUAAUACCUAAAAUAAGGAAAUGUUGAUUUUUUUUUUGAUGUAAAACGGUAAUCAAGAUGAAAUCCAAAUUUUUAUGAUGGAAAUUAUGUUGUAUUCACGACCAUUAGAUAGCAGAAUUUGAAAUUUUUUUAAGUUAAUGUCGAAAUUUUUUCAGCGAAGUGUGGCGGGCCUAUGAUCUGGAUGAGAACCGCUACGUCGCCUGCAAGAUUCAUCAUGUGAACAAGGAAUGGAAAGAAGACAAAAAAGCGAAUUAUGUGAAACACGCGAUGCGAGAAAAGGACAUUCACAAAACCCUCCACCAUCCACGAAUCGUCCAACUGUUCGACCUCUUCACCAUCGACAACGACUCCUUCUGCACGGUGCUGGAGUAUUGUGAUGGGAACGACUUGGACUUCUACCUGAAACAACAUAAACAGAUCACGGAAAAGGAGGCCCGAUCCAUCAUAAUGCAGAUUGUGAGCGCUCUGAAGUAUCUCGGCGAACGGAAGCAUCCGAUUAUACAUUAUGACCUGAAGCCGGCCAAUAUUUUAUUGCAGUCCGGAACUGCCGGAGGGGAAAUUAAAAUCACGGACUUUGGGCUCUCAAAGACGAUGGAGAACUCGGAUGACGGAGACAGCAUCGAGCUGACUUCACAAGGAGCUGGAACUUAUUGGUAGGUCAUUUUGGAAUUUUUUGUUUUGAUUUUAGGCCAGAUGGAGACGAUUUUAGAAAAAAAAUGAAUUUUUAAUCGAGUUGCGGUUGAAAAAAGUUCGUCAUAAAUCCAAGAGCUGUAUCAUUACAGAAUAUUUUGUUCUACGGAGUUUUUAUUCUUCAACACCCUCGCCGCUAAAAUUUCAUGAGCUUUUAAAUUUUUUGCCUAGUGUAAUUUAAAGUUUUUGGAUUUUAAAUUGGAAAGGUCUACUUUUUCAAAAAUUGUUGAUAGUGAAUAUCUAUAAAUAAGUAAUCACCAUCCUUUCUAGGUAUUUGCCACCAGAAACCUUCCAAUCUUACUCCCAUGGUUACACACCAAAGAUCAACUCGAAAGUGGACGUUUGGAGUGUUGGUGUCAUUUUGUAUCAAUGCUUGUAUGGGAAGAGAGUAAGUGUGGUGGGCCGGGGUUUUGGGACUUUUUUGGAUAAAGGAUAAAUCGUAAGGUUUUAAUUGGGUUGGCGAGCUGCGCCCUAACCUUACUUUAAAAUUCGGUGUUCAAAUUGUGGUAAAUGGUUUUUUGGAUAUCUUGCGAUUGAGAUGUUGUUUUAGAAAAUGUUUUAGCUUGUAUCAGAAGUUUUUUUAUUUAUUAAUUUAUUAAGCUAUCUUACACUUGACAUUAAUUUCUCAAUUUUUUAGCCGUUUGGUCACGAAAGGACCCAGCAGCAGAUCCUCCAAGAGAAAACAAUCCUCAACGCCUCCGAGGUCUCCUUCCCAUCGAAUCCGCGGGUCAGCCAGGUCGCGCAAGACUUUAUCCGCGCCUGUCUCCAAUACCGAAAAGAAGAGCGGGCCGAUGUGUUCCAACUCUCGCAACACGAGUUCUUCCGACCCAAAACCGCAUCACGCAACGUCAACAUAUGA
Molecule: messenger RNA, 8883 nt
Organism: Bursaphelenchus xylophilus (pine wood nematode)
Lineage: Eukaryota; Metazoa; Nematoda; Chromadorea; Rhabditida; Aphelenchoididae
Source: the annotation of a GenBank genome assembly